Molecule: messenger RNA, 1350 nt
Organism: Echinostoma caproni
Lineage: Eukaryota; Metazoa; Platyhelminthes; Trematoda; Plagiorchiida; Echinostomatidae
Source: the annotation of a GenBank genome assembly
AUGCCUUUGCACGGAUAUAGGGGAAGAAAGCAAAAAAGCUACACCAAUGAGGCUGGGAUGCCCAUUGACCAAAAGACCAGACAGAUAGUGUUUUACGAAUGUGAUGUGGAAACCGUGAAACGAGUACAUUUAAAAACCGGUGAGAACUUUUCCCGGGAAGGAGCGAAUCAAGUUUUCGAACGAGGAUUUCGUAAACGCCAGGCUCGCACUGUUCUCUACUGCCUCACAGAUCGAAUGCGAUUUAAGAAACAGCACACAAUCGGGCACACUCCGUUUCGGAAGCAGUUGACCUAUCGGGAAAUAAAACAUUUCUUCGUAUUUCCUUCCAACCCGAAUGUGUUUAUGUUGUGUGUGGUGGAUGAAGUGACCGGGAAAAAGUUGUAUGAAAUGUAUCGUUGUCGUCCGGAAGAUGUGAACACUAUCUGUGAUUUGACAUUUAAAGCGUCCACCGAUCCGCAAAACAUACUUCGAGAUAUCACACCCCUGCGUCAAUUAUCUCUUUCAUCCGGAAAUUUUGGAACCGAACCGUCAGGUAUGGACUACGAAAAUUCACGGCAAUCUAGCAUGGAACAAAUGACAAAUAAUCGUGAUGUGGUGAACUCUGCCCCGGAUUAUAACAUCCGUAUCCCGGGAGGUGAUCUGAUUGAUCGUGAAUUACAAAAUGGUCAUGGUUCGGACAGUCCAAUCCCAUUCGACAAUGAUGGCUCCAACAUUCGGCAACGCUCACCUUCACCACCGCGUUUAAAAAACACAAACUCAAUCUAUCCUACUGAUAUGGAAUCAAAAAUCAAAGGUGUAUACAGUUGCUAUGAAUUAGUGGAACCAAAAUCGACACGUCACAAUACGAUAGACCGAGUGGAUUCAGAUGUUGACUCUUUUGAUUAUACAACUCGUUUGAAGUAUCCGCCUGUCAUGAAUGGCAUGUCCUCAAGUGGACGAUCAUUGACACGAACAGAAGUAAACUUAUCCAACCCUCGUGGCUACGAUCCGUACGAACUCAGUCCUAAUAAGUAUCUUACUGUACAAGCUCUACCCAAUCGCUACUCCCCGGUCAAUCAGGACAAAAACGAUACUCGCAUUAUAAUCGAACGAGAUCCGAGCAUGAAUCCGUCAGUUCGAAAAGCCCGGUCAGCCACCAACUUGAAUUGGGGAGAUGAGGUAACCUAUAUCAGUUAUAAUCCGGUACAAGGGACGAAUGUCUCCGAUAGCGGUCCAAUGUACAUGUAUAUAACUCGAUACGAAAGCUCUCGAGAUUUGACAUCGCUCGGACCAAACUACUCGAUAAAUACACGCUCCUCACGAUCGUACACAGGUAAUCAACAACAGUACACGAACUGGUAUUGUGAAUAA